AUGAGUUUCCAACAGUUUGAUGAACGGCACCAACGCUUGGUGAAUCGGUCUCCUCCAGUCCCCCAGCAGCUCCGCUCUCGCCCACGUGCCCAUGGAGCAGGCUGCAUACAGCAAACUGGCUUCAAGCACGCCCUGGGCGCGGACGGGGCCAAACCCGGAGCGCUGCGCAGCCUCAGCGCGGCACGGCGCAUGCUCGCGCGUGCUCAGAGCGCGCGGGGCGGGGAGCAACGGUCGCGGAAGCUUGCUCACUUUCCACCAAGGACGCAUUACCAAGGAACACCCGACAGCCGAGCUGCCCCUCCUUUUCCAAGGUCCCACCUUGCUGAAGCUGUUGCCAAAGCCAAGGCAGGUGGAGGAGGAAGCAGCAGCGGGACUGGAAGAGGUCUCGUGGGGCAGAUUAUCCCUAUUUAUGGAUUUGGAAUCUUCUUAUAUAUCCUGUACAUUUUAUUUAAGCUGUCUUCUAAAGGAAAACCUGCGGUUGGGGAGAGGAAAUGUCCUCCUACUGUACCUGGAAACAUGAAGAGAAAAAUCACUGACUAUGAGCUUGCCCAACUCCAAGAAAAACUGAGAGAGACUGAAGAAGCUAUGGAAAAACUGAUCAACAGAGUAGGGCCUAAUUGUGACAGAACUCAAAAUGUAACAACAGACCAAGAGAAAAGGUUGCUUCAGCAACUCCGAGACAUUACUAGGGUUAUGAAAGAAGGAAAAUUCAUAGAUGGCAUCUCUCCUGAGAAGGAAGCUGAAGAAGCUCCCUACAUGGAGGACUGGGAAGGUUAUCCAGAAGAGACUUAUCCUGUCUAUGAUAAUUCUGAUUGGCUCAAGCGUAAACAGGACACGAUCCUUGUAGAUUAUCCAGACCCAAAUGAACCCUCUGCAGAAGAGCUGGCAGAAAGAAUGGAGGCCUUUGAUGCUGACGCUUACCUGUGCAAGGAGAGCCUGCUCUCCAAUCUCACCAUGGGGAGCAGCAGCUGUGAUGCAGGUCAGAAGAUGAAUGAUGAAACUGGCAUCGCUGACCAGGGCAGGGACCUUGGUAGCAGCCUGGACUUUGAGGAGAGCUGUUGCUGCUGCGAGGAGGACAGUGAUCCUGCUGUCUUGGCAGAGAAUGCUGGGUUCCACUCGGAGAGCUGCAGUGAAGCAGAGGAGCCAGCCAGAGAGGACCUGUCUGGGGAGUCUGACGAUGAAAACACAGCACUGAGGGAGCAAAAAGCCAAUGAUUCAAAUGAAACAGGCACCCUGAGGAAGCGCAGCACAAAAGCACUUGAGUAA
This is a messenger RNA of Tinamus guttatus (white-throated tinamou), 1266 nucleotides long. The record is from RefSeq and is a predicted model, not a curated record. NCBI's taxonomy places the organism in Eukaryota, Metazoa, Chordata, Aves, Tinamiformes, Tinamidae.